Messenger RNA from Phragmites australis (common reed), 1307 nucleotides. RefSeq names its product F-box protein At3g58530. The record is from RefSeq and is a predicted model, not a curated record. The transcript is spliced from 12 exons. NCBI's taxonomy places the organism in Eukaryota, Viridiplantae, Streptophyta, Magnoliopsida, Poales, Poaceae. Bases 82 to 1125 code for a protein of 347 amino acids. Gene Ontology annotation, cellular component: SCF ubiquitin ligase complex. Gene Ontology annotation, molecular function: protein binding. Gene Ontology annotation, biological process: SCF-dependent proteasomal ubiquitin-dependent protein catabolic process.
CAGUGGCGACACUCGUUUCCGAAGGGGGAAGAAGACAACGAAUUUCCUACGGCCUCCCCGCGAGCGAGGUUCCCCUCCGAGAUGGCGGCGGCCGACGAUGUGUGGUGCCGUGAGACGGUGCCGCGAGUGAUGGAGCUGGUGAGCCCGCGGCUGCCGCAGCGGGACGCCUGCGCGCUGCUCGCUGUCAGCCCCUGGUGCUACCGCGUCCUCGUCGCCAACCCCAAGCUCUGGGAGGUACUUGAUCUGCGUGAGAUGAAGAAUCCCGGCGACCGACUUAUUUCAGCGCUGUCACUGGUAAGGUAUCGCCAUCUCAAAGUACUAAACCUUGAGUUUGCGCAAGAUAUUGAAGACCGACAUUUUAUUCAUCUAAAAGAAAUGAGUGGUAUCUCACUGGAAGAUUUAGAAUUCCUGAACCUAAACGCAUGUCAGAAAAUCUCUGAUAAAGGAAUUGAAGCUGUUACCAGUCUUUGUCCUAAUCUUCGAGGCCUUUCUAUCUAUUGGAUUGUUGGACUGUCAGACUCAAGCAUUGGGCACAUCACGAAGAAUUGCAAGCAGAUACUGGACCUGAACUUGAGUGGUUGUAAGAAUAUCUCAGAUAAAGGUAUGCGGCUAAUUGCUAAUAAUUAUCAAGGACUAAAGAAGUUGAACAUAACCAGGUGUGUUAAGUUGACAGACGAUGGGUUUCAAGAAGUGCUUCGGAAAUGUUCUUCUCUUGAGAGCUUGAACCUUUAUGCCCUUUCGAGUUUUACCGACAAGGUUUACAAGGAGAUUGGAUCUUUAGCUAAUCUUACAUUUCUAGACUUAUGUGGUUCCCAGAAUCUAACCGAUGAUGGUCUUGCUUGUAUAUCAAGAUGUGGAGGUUUGACAUAUCUCAAUUUGACUUGGUGUAUAUGUGUUACUGAUGUUGGGGUCGUAGCUAUUGCUCAGGGUUGCCGGUCGCUUGAACUGCUAAGUUUAUUUGGAAUAGUUGGGGUAACUGAUGCCUGCCUGGAGGCUUUGUCAAAAUCUUGCUCGCACAGUCUCACAACUCUUGAUGUAAAUGGCUGUAUUGGUAUUAAGAGGAGGAGCCGGGAUGACCUGAUUAAGCUGUUCCCGCUGUUGAGUUGCUUCAAAGUGCACAGCUAGCGAGGGCUCAAGAGUUUCUAUCCGCACUUUGGCAUUGAAAGUGUCACCGAAGGGUCUUGCUCACGAGUCAUGCUAAACUUCUUUCUGAACAAAGUUAUGUCUGUAAUGAUCCCAUAUGUAACACACUAUCUUCCAUUACUGCCUUAUUUGGACAAAUAAUUGAAGCCAAUCAUCAGUCAUCA